AUGUCUGGGUUAUUAUAUUUGUGUGAAUACGAAUCUGGAGAAAGCGAGUCUGAUGUAGAAGAAAUUCCCCCCAAAAAAAGUACCAAAUUACCGACACCUGACCUAAGUAAGGUUGCAACUGUACCUACGGACUUGCAUGUAGAUGAUCCCAAAGAGCAUAACGGGCGUAUUCGAAGCUUUCCGCAUGUAAGAGGAAAUUGGGCUUCAUUUGCUUUUGUUAAAUACCCAGAAGAAGACAUAAUAUAUGACUUGCUGGAAAAAAUUAAAAUAUUUGUUAAACCAGUCUGUGAACCCAGCUUUAAUUGUGAAGAUUUACACAUAAGCGUGUCUAAAACUAUUGUUUUAAAGUAUCAUUUAAUAUCUUCUUUCACUACAUCACUUCAGAAAGAAUUAAGUGUGCUCAAAACUUUUGCUAUAGGAUUUGACAGUGUGCAAAUAUAUACAAAUGAAGAGAAGACUCGUACAUUUUUAGCCUUAAAUGCAGAUUUUUAUAGUAAAAAACAUUUGGAAGAUGUUGUUGAUAAAAUUAACCGUGUGUUAGAAGACUACAGUUUGCCAACAUUUUAUGAUAAUCCAUCAUUUCAUAUGAGCAUUCUGUGGUGGAAUGGAGAUUUAAAAAAAUCUUUAUCUAAGCAGACAAAACAGUUAAAUAACAUAUUACUGCAAGAAAAAAAAAUAUUACCAGUUGUGAACAUUGCAAAAAUUGAUUGUAAGGUUGGAAAUAAAUACUUUCAAUUUCAUUUAGAUUAA
This is a messenger RNA of Leptosia nina, 750 nucleotides long. The record is from the annotation of a GenBank genome assembly. NCBI's taxonomy places the organism in Eukaryota, Metazoa, Arthropoda, Insecta, Lepidoptera, Pieridae.